Molecule: messenger RNA, 2242 nt
Organism: Pelobates fuscus (common spadefoot toad)
Lineage: Eukaryota; Metazoa; Chordata; Amphibia; Anura; Pelobatidae
Gene: RAB3A
Product: RAB3A, member RAS oncogene family
Exons: 5
Coding region: 108-770 (220 amino acids)
Biological process (GO): calcium-ion regulated exocytosis; protein localization to plasma membrane; regulation of synaptic vesicle fusion to presynaptic active zone membrane
Cellular component (GO): synaptic vesicle; plasma membrane; axon
Molecular function (GO): myosin V binding; GTPase activity; GTP binding
Source: RefSeq, a predicted model, not a curated record
CACCACCACUUUCCAAUUGUCAAUCAAACGACGUCAGCUUGUGCUCUGCAGGUGCAGGGAGAGAGCUGCUGCAUUGGUGCACUAAGAGCUGAAGAAAACACAGAGAGAUGGCAUCAGCUACAGAUUCUCGUUACGGGCAGAAAGAGUCCUCCGACCAGAACUUUGAUUACAUGUUCAAGAUCUUAAUUAUCGGGAACAGCAGCGUGGGCAAAACCUCCUUUCUCUUCCGAUAUGCGGACGACUCCUUCACCCCGGCAUUCGUCAGCACGGUGGGAAUAGAUUUCAAAGUGAAAACCAUUUACAGGAAUGACAAAAGAAUCAAGCUGCAGAUUUGGGACACUGCAGGACAAGAGCGAUACAGGACAAUCACCACUGCCUACUACAGGGGGGCCAUGGGCUUCAUCCUGAUGUAUGACAUCACCAACGAGGAGUCAUUCAAUGCUGUGCAGGACUGGUCAACUCAGAUCAAAACAUAUUCUUGGGAUAAUGCACAAGUUUUACUUGUUGGAAACAAAUGUGACAUGGAAGAUGAGAGGGUGGUGUCUUCUGAGCGAGGAAGGCAACUGGCAGAACACCUGGGUUUCGAAUUCUUCGAAGCCAGUGCCAAAGACAACAUCAACGUGAAGCAGACUUUUGAGCGUUUGGUGGACAUCAUUUGUGAAAAGAUGUCAGAAAGCUUGGACACAGCUGACCCAGCAGUCACUGGAGCUAAACAAGGACCCCAACUCACUGACCAGCAGGCCCCACCACACCAGGACUGUGCCUGCUAGAGAAAGCCACCUCCCCUCAUAAACACACACACAGUUCCACGUCCAUAUCCCUACCUCCCGUAGAGUGGCGACUUCACUGACCUUGAAUUCUGCAUAUCGUCUGGAGAUGACUCUUUAUCUGUUACAACCUUUUUAGUUAGAAUAUAUGUAGCAAAGAAAGAGUUAAUAUUGAGUGGUUGGAAAAAAAAUUAUUUAAAAAAAAAUUAUAUACAUAUAAAUUAUAUAUCUAUAGGUAUGUAUAUGUAAGAGAGAGUUACAGCACUGAGUGGGUACACCAGCAGGGUUAAUCACUUAUCUGUGAAUUGUCAAGAAUUCACCAGGAGCCUAGAGUCUUUAAAUAACUUGUGAAUUCGCAUCAGUUCAUGGCUUAGUGGAUAUCCCUGUAGAGAAAUGCUUGGAGAAAUUCCUACUUUUAAUAUUCAAGUUUUUCUUUUUCUUUUGAGAGUAGCUUGACUUUGUUUUAUAUUUUAAAGUGUGUUCGUAUAUUGUCAAGCUCUCUGUGAAUGGAGAUUCCCUGUACAAAGCAAAAUCAGAAUUAAGUUUUGAAUAUUGCACCCUGUGUUUUAGUGUAUACGUUAUGACAAUAGAAGGGGUGCAAGAAGGCUAUAAUGUGCUGACCUUUAUUGUCAGAGCAUUUGGAAUCACACAUAAGCAAUGGAAAAGUCUGUUAAAGGAUGAAGUAUGCAUGUUAUUUAUGAUCUGGCGUAUCCUCCGCUGUGUGCAUAGGUAUAUACUAUAUAUUAAUGUUGCUCAAAGAAACUGUGUCGUUUGUAACAACUGCAAGUAUCUCUUGUUUUCAAUGGCAAAAAUUACCAGAUCUGCACAUAUAUUUAUAUUUUUUACAGAGCCUUGCAAUGUAAUAUGUUGAACAAGGUGUUCUCUGGAAUACACAGGUGACUUUGUACUGUAGUGGAUUUUUUUCAAACAUUUCUAUAAUCUACCCACCAGAAUGCCUGUAACUUUGUCCGCAUGAUAAUGAAUGUUCUAUAAAUCCACACAAAAUUGAUUUCUGUGUGUGUGUGUGCGUGUGUGUUCAAACACUACCAUAUUGUAACUCUUUCACCACUUUUUUGUGUUCAGAUUAUUUAUAUAUAUAUUUUAUUAUACUUUGUUUUUCUUGUGUCUGAAUCUGCGAUCCGUAUGUGAGACGUUAUCAUUCUAGCUUAAUGGAGUGCAGUUCCAGCUUCCCGCCACAAGAGGGCAGCUGCUUGCCUGUUUAUAGAGAAGUUCAGUGGCCAGUAAUCCGUCAUUUUAAUGUUCCACCAUUAGGCGGUGAUAGAAUCUUAUCCUUUAAAUAUUCUAAUUCUACAGUAUAUUAUUUUUGAUCUAAAGUAUUUAGUUAGUCAUAUAAAAAUAUAGCAAAUUGUAUGUUGAAUAUCAUAUGCUUUUUAAAACUGCAUUGAAUAGAGUGCUGUGAAUUUCCCCUGCAAUUUUUGUCAACGUAGAUAGAAUAAAACAAGUAAAAAUAGGAA